AUGUCGGACAUACUUAGCCUACAAAAGUCUGUCCUUUCCUACUUAAACACCAACGGCGGCCUCAGGAAACUCGUCCACGACUGCCAGUCAUUUGACGACCACCAGCAUAACGAGGCCGUGUACCGCUUUUGCAUUAAUGUCAACCCCUCUGAUGUGGUUGAGUUGGACCCUGAAUUGGGUGACUGCAUUUUGCACGACCCCGAGCGAGCUGCCUCUCUGUUUCAGUCCGUUUGCUUCGCAGCCAUAAAGACGCUGUCACUUGUGGACAAAAUAGACACAGAGUGCCAGGUUCACGUCCUUUUGAAGCUGACGCACCUGCCCCCAUUCCCCGAGUACACCUUGGACCUGGCCAGUUUUCCUCGCAUGCGUCGCAGCAUGAGGCCUGUUGUCAUGGAAGGCCUCGUCAUAGCUACUACAAGGGUCACCAAAUACACUCGGGGGGCCAGGUUCCUUUGCAGUAAUGACCGUUGCCCAUUCUCUAAGGGAUUCCACACCAUCCGAGUUCACGUGCCUGGAGCCACGGAAUCGGUGAUGGUGAGAAAGGAUUUUAUCUGCAACGCCUGCACCUCCCCUCUCAAAGAGGACGUCAAGUUCAGAGUGUUGGGGGACAAGCAGCUUGUGGAAUUGAUCCACGGCGACGCACUCAAUGCUCUUCGGUCCCAUCAACAGAAUUCGCUCAGAUACCAGUCAGUCACACUGUUCCUCAGAGAUGAGCUUUGUAACGUGAUGAGCAUCGGUCAGCACUACAGAGUGAUCGGCAUACCUGCGCAUGUUCACCGGGUGCCCAACAUCACUUGGAGUGUCGAGGCCAGCAGCAUCCAACCGUGGGAGCUGGAGUAUCCACAUGAAAUCAACGUUAAAUUGAAGGAGCUACUUCAUGCCACCAGAGAUUCCCCUUGGAGGUUCUCAGCUGUGAUCACUCAGUCCUUCGGUCUGGACGUGGUUCCUCCGGGUCUUUUCAACACCUUGAAGCUUUGCUUGUUACUCAGCAUGGUGCAUACUGAAGCAACUGAAAAAAACACAAUAUUCAACUUGGAUCUCUUGGUUACGACAGAUGACAAACUCAUAUUAGACAGGUUAAUGGCAUAUGCCUUAAACUUCACACGUCGCGGGGUGCGACAUCCAGCUUCGGGGAAGUUGUUUGCGUCCCUAUCCCAGGACGAGCAUGGGGUGGGCACCGCCAACAUCCACGCCGGCUCAGUCUUGCUUGCCAGCGGCGGAGUUUGCAUGCUGGGAGAUCUGAGUGGCUUCAAAAAGGAUAAACUGGAUGCUAUUCAGUCAGCUUUGGACAGCCGCACUGUGUCCAUAUUCAUGCCUGGGAAGAAGUAUGGCGAAGAUGUAGACGAGCAGCUGUCCUUCCCUGUCUUGUGCAGCUUCUGGGCCCUCACAGACUCAACGCGCGCUCCUCGAAGAUCCAACAGGGAGUUUGACAUUGCAUUGGGAGCAGCGGAACUGGGGUCUAUACCACCUCAGUUGGCAGACAGCUUUGGACUAGUGGUUCGAUGUGUCGAUCACACAGGGAACCAGGCUGCCCUUGCACAGUCUGUGCAUACCCUUCAGCAGGCAAUACAACCCGGGGAACACCUUUACCCAUCCUCGCUGGACAUCGGCAGUGAAGACUACGAGGAGUUGGUGGCAUAUGCACAAAACCUUCAAGUAGAUUUAAGUGCCAGCGCACAGAUGAUAAUACAUGGGUAUUACAUGGCCAGCCGUGCAGUCCGCUCACAAAGCCAUAGCAGCAAGAUGUCUGCAGCUUCCAUCAAAUUGCUGAUCUCUUUAGCAGAGGCCCAUUGCAAAUUAAGCCUGAGACGGCAAAUUCUUGAGGAAGAUGCAGUGAUUGCAGUGCUCCUUUGUGAGAACUCUGUCACUCUCAAGCAUGGGACUGCCGUGCUCGUUAUCCCACCCGACGCUGUGUUUCCUGGCGAGCUGGCAGAUGCAGACAGCCUGCUUCGGAGGGACAGAGCCCUGGAGCAACUCCACCAGGACAUCCUACGCUUCAUACUCGCCUACGCGCCACAAGCAGACGUGUAUGUCACAGAGGAGUAG
Messenger RNA from Nerophis lumbriciformis (worm pipefish), 2046 nucleotides. The record is from RefSeq and is a predicted model, not a curated record. Lineage: Eukaryota; Metazoa; Chordata; Actinopteri; Syngnathiformes; Syngnathidae.